AUGUCUGAAUUGGCGCUUUGGGCCACCAACGAGCUGAGAGAACGGAAGUUUGCUGAUAAGGAUACAGCUCAGCAAGAGGAAGAGGAACUUCUGAUGAAACUAGCCUGGUUUUUGGAUCAACUCGCGCAGCUGACUGGCUAUAUGCCUGAUCCCAAAGAAUUUCAACCAAAUACCACUGAAUCGAGUACAAUGCAAAUGGAAGAAAUGACAACAACUACAAUCCCAGAUACAACAAUCUCUCUAGAAAUUAUGCAGUCUGUGGAAAAUGGUCCGCCAUUGCCAAAACACGCGCCAAAAUUUACCAAUAAUAUAAAAAAACGAUCAGUAGAUAAUGAAAUGACAAACUUUGUUAAAAAUUACAUUAAAUACAAAGUGUGGAAUACUGAUAACUCUAACAUCAACAUAAAAUCCGAUAGUUACGAAGUAAAAAACGAAAUUAACACGAAAUCAAUACAAAAACGCGACGUUUUAGCAAAAAAGUUUAUACAACUGCGACCGCCCCCGAAAAAAAGGAAUUUAAAACCAAAAAAGAUUUACGUUGAAAAGCCUAAGCGGCAUUUUUUUCAAAAGCAACAUGGCGGCAUGGCUGUCAAAAUAAUACGAAAGGCGGUAAAACCAAAGCUGGCAAAGCGUUCGGUUUACUAUGAAGAUUACGGAAUAUCUAGAAUUCCCGAAGACCCAAUGCAGGAUAUAAGCUAUUACGUUAAAAAUAAACCUGGAACUAUGUACAGCCCCUCAGUAGUGCAAGUGGCCAAUGUUUAUGAUAGUUUAAUGAAACAUUAUAAUUUAGCGACGUUUGAAAUGAUUAAACGAUUUGGUUCUAACAUUACUCUAGGCAUGGACAAUUUAGGUAACGGUGCUGCCAAAUCCAUGGCUGACGCUCAAUAAAAAAAAAUUUAACAGAUAUCUAAAUUUUUAGAGGUUAUAUUUUAAUUUGAUUGUCUUAACACAAAAAAGUCUUUGAUUGAUUAGUAAACAUAAAAAUUGAUGAGCUAAGCCCAGGCUCAUUGUAAAGAAAA
Pieris rapae (cabbage white) is the source of this 1019-nucleotide messenger RNA. RefSeq lists its product as uncharacterized. The transcript has 3 exons. The record is from RefSeq and is a predicted model, not a curated record. Lineage: Eukaryota; Metazoa; Arthropoda; Insecta; Lepidoptera; Pieridae. The coding region runs from base 1 to 888 and encodes 295 amino acids.